UUGGGCUCCAGGAAGCCUUCCACCUGCUAGCAUUCGCUUUCACACUUGCUGUGGGACCGCCAGUCUCGUCUCCCUCCAAAUGGACCCCAACUGCUCCUGCAGCGCUGGUGGCUCCUGUGGCUGCUCUGACUCCUGCAAGUGCAAAGACUGCAGAUGCAAGUCCUGCAAAAAGAGCUGCUGCUCCUGCUGCCCUGUGGGCUGUGCCAAGUGUGCCCAGGGCUGCAUCUGCAAAGGGGCAUCGGACAAGUGCAGUUGCUGCGCCUGAUGGGAGAGGCCUGCCGGGAUGUGACUAGCGCAACAU
Molecule: messenger RNA, 301 nt
Organism: Echinops telfairi (small Madagascar hedgehog)
Lineage: Eukaryota; Metazoa; Chordata; Mammalia; Afrosoricida; Tenrecidae
Product: metallothionein-2A
Exons: 1
Coding region: 80-265 (61 amino acids)
Molecular function (GO): metal ion binding
Source: RefSeq, a predicted model, not a curated record